GGGACAAGUGCGAGUUUGGAGUUGGGAAGGAAAGAAAAGAAAGAAGAGGAAACAAGAAGAUAUGGAAGGAGAAAGUAAUUGGAGCGUAGCAGUGGAAGAUCUUGUUGAUGGUGGGGAUGUUGAAGGAGCGAUUUCUCUGCUCGAAUCUGUGAUUUCGAAGCUCGAAAGUGGACCUUCUUCAUCGCCUUCGGAUCUGGAGUUGGCCUCAGCUCUCGGUGACUUGGCUAAUCUCUACUCAUCUCGAGGUUUUUCUCUAAAAGCCGACGAACUUCAAACCCAUGCAUUUCUCAUAAAACAAGCAGUUCGUCAACAUAUUCGUCCUCCAGGGGAUUCAGAUACUGUAAGGAAGAAAGAUCAAGAGGGGAAUAGAGUUUCGCCUUCUGAUGCAGCAUCGCCUUCUGAUGCUUAUGCGGCCGCCAAUGCUUCUGUUUCUUCGGAUGAUGAUUGGGAAGCUAUUGCUGAUCGUGAACCUGGUGAAUUAUUCUCUCCACAAAAUGAAGGGGGUGCAAUAAAAGUUGAAGAGGGUGCAGUAAAAGUUUCACAUGAAGAUACCAAAGUUCAGACUCCUAAGCGGCGGGGAAGGGGGGAAUUCUUGUACAGGAAAAAUGUCUUGUAUAGUGAUAAAAAACUUGAUAUUGCAAGGGAUAAUGAGUCAGAGGAUGAAGCUCCUAGCCAUAGUUCAGAAGAAAAUACAGAAAUAAGAAAUUCAAGAUUUGGUACGAAUCAUGUACUUGUUCUGGAUGGUUUCCCACCAAGUACAAAAACGGCGGAUUUAGAGAAGUAUUUUGUGAACUACAGUGACUCUGGUGUUGCAAUCCGUUGGGUCCAUGACACUGUCGCCCUUGCAGUAUUUCGAAAUCCAUCAAUUGCAAGUGAGGCAGUAAACAGCGUCAGUUGUCCAUUCAUGGUACGUCGGCUUAAUGAGAAUGAUGUACUUUUGACCUCAAUUUCAACCCAAGAUCUUGAACCUCCUUACCCAAGGCCAAAAACAUCUGCAAGGACAGCCCAGAGGCUGAUUGCUCAGGGAAUUGGACAGAAGCUGCCAACAACCUUCAGAUCCAGUGAUUUGAAGAAACAAGAGGAAGACAGAAGGAAUCGUAUAGUCACAAGGCAAACUUUGAGGGACGAGGCCUGGGGUGCUGACUAGAAGCACUAUUUUGUGUUCCAUAUCUUAGUUCUUUAUUGAUGUUUCUUUUCCUAUUUUCUUGAA
Molecule: messenger RNA, 1210 nt
Organism: Telopea speciosissima
Lineage: Eukaryota; Viridiplantae; Streptophyta; Magnoliopsida; Proteales; Proteaceae
Product: R3H and coiled-coil domain-containing protein 1
Exons: 8
Coding region: 62-1147 (361 amino acids)
Molecular function (GO): nucleic acid binding
Source: RefSeq, a predicted model, not a curated record